CAGCCUCAGCCUCAGCCUCAGCCUCAGCCUCGGCUCCCUCGGCUCCUCACCAGUCCUCGGAGCCGACGUGCCCCCACCUCCGCUUCCGCUUUCCGUCCCAGGGCUUCCAGUAUAGCAAGCAGCCCUCGAGGAGUGGUCAGACAGACCUUGGUUCCUACGUACCCUCUACUUGCUACUACAGCACACCUCGACAAGACAAUGGCGUCGGAUACAGCACCACCGCCUCCACCGCCGGCAGAUGGCAACGACGAUGUCACUCCUCCUCCGCCGCCGCCCGAAACAGACGAAGACAAGGCUGCAGUGGUACAGCAGCCCUCAAAGGGGUCUCCUAACGACUUUCUCAAGAACGUGAUCGGCAAGCAAGUAGCAGUGCGACUCAACUCAGGAAUCGACUACCGGGGCACCCUCUCAUGUCUGGACGGAUACAUGAACAUUGCCCUCGAGGAGACGACGGAGUGGGUGGGUGGGCAGCAAAAGAAUUCCUAUGGAGAUGCUUUCAUCAGGGGGAACAAUGUAUUGUACAUCACCGCGCUGUGAGGAUGGAUGAGGUCAGAUGCAAUAGAUUACAUUCGGAUACUCUUCACGUCUCAGAGGCGCAACGGGUUCAAGAGUGUUCCCG
Molecule: messenger RNA, 619 nt
Organism: Microstroma glucosiphilum
Lineage: Eukaryota; Fungi; Basidiomycota; Exobasidiomycetes; Microstromatales; Microstromataceae
Product: LSM-domain-containing protein
Exons: 5
Coding region: 199-537 (112 amino acids)
Biological process (GO): maturation of SSU-rRNA; mRNA splicing, via spliceosome
Cellular component (GO): U6 snRNP; U4/U6 x U5 tri-snRNP complex; P-body
Molecular function (GO): RNA binding
Source: RefSeq, a predicted model, not a curated record